This is a messenger RNA of Trypanosoma grayi, 2103 nucleotides long. RefSeq lists its product as hypothetical. Gene Ontology annotation, biological process: response to oxidative stress. Lineage: Eukaryota; Euglenozoa; Kinetoplastea; Trypanosomatida; Trypanosomatidae. The record is from RefSeq and is a predicted model, not a curated record. The transcript has a single exon. The coding region runs from base 1 to 2103 and encodes 700 amino acids.
AUGCGUAGGAUCGCAACGACCUCUGGUGUUGGACCAUCAAAGGUUUCCCCAGGUACUAAUACUGGAGGUGAAAGUAGUAAUAAGCCAGGAAAAAAGACUCCUGUAGGAAAGUAUAGUGGACCUAUUCCAGGUGCUACGGGGAAGGAUAACAUCCCAGGGAUAUAUGCAACCAAAAAACCGCCUACUUACUUUGAAGAACGCUACCCCAGAGGCGAAAAAGAGCUUCCGAGUAAGCGAAUAGUGGAGACCAACGAACCAAAAGACCGUUCAGAUAGCAUCAAAGCCCCUGAAUUUGAUACUUCACUUGGUAAAUUUGAACAGGCACCUUACUUUUCAGGAGGACCCGCUGCUAUGCGCUACCAGAAUUACGUUCGAGAGCCUGCUAAUAAAGAAGGCGUUGACUAUCGUGAUGUGAUUCCACUUCCACCUUUUGAAGAUCAUCAUCCCGAUUUUUCGUAUGCAUCUGCAACUGGUAAGCGUGAGGGGAAUACUACGUUGUUGGCGAAUACAGUGGUGAACUGGGAGCUGAAAGCAGCCAUGAUGUCUCUUUAUCGGUCUUGCUUAAAGGGUCUCCCCAUGGUCAAACAUUAUUACUGGCUUCUUACACCUUUACCGCAGAUGAAAGGAAAAAUACGGGAGCGAUUUCUUCAAAAUCAGCAUACAAAGGAUCCUGACGCAAUCAGGCAUCUUCUUCAUAACGGUUGGAUGGAAUAUCAAGAGGUUAUUCUCUUCCGACGAAGUCGUGCUUCGGUAGCAAAGUUUUUUGAGUGGGACAGUCAAGAUGAACUGGUGCGUGGAUAUACGAAAGAAGAAGGCAAGGCACAAGAGGAGCGUGCUUUUUGGAAUGGAGAAGAACAAAGACGAGAAGGCCCAUAUGACGGACACUGGUCGUGGUUGGGAAAGGAGAGUGAGAAAGAGUUUAACUUGAUCGCUGGACGUAUUCCAAUGUCUUGGACUACCUCCAAAGGCUAUUUUGAAAAGGGUCAAGCUGAUGGUACCAACUUUUGGGAAAAAAAUCUAGAUUAUGAGGGGUGGUACAUCAAAAAUGUUGAUCCGGAUCGUCAAAAUGCUCGACGAGAAAUGCAGGGGUGGAUUGAAAGUGGCUACAAUCAACCAAAACACUAUGCAAGCAAAAACAGACGCGGAUACCGCAGACUUGUAAAAGAUAUUGAGACUAUGAUGGAGUCAUCAAUGGAGGACCUUUAUACCAAAAAUAGAGAGCAGCUAUUUCAGUAUCUUAUUCGAGAGACCCAUCCCGAAUCAAAUCGCAUUAAUGCUGAGCGUACUUUGGCAAGACAAGACGAUGAUUUCUACUCUACUAGAUUUGAUGAGUACGAGAAGUACCUGAAGCAGGCUAUGCGUGAAAUGCCCAAUCCUCGUCUAUGGAAGACUGAUGCAUUCUAUUUUCGGUUGCGGUACUUGGUUGCGCCUCUUGAGUACAACUGGGCAAAGGUUCCAAUUGGGGCGGCACAGGAAAAGUUCUACAAUGAGUGGAUUUCUGAUAAUGCCAACUAUGCGAUAUUGAACAGCUCCGCAUUCUUAGGCAUUAAAAAAGACAAAAAGCGAAAUCCAAUGGCCAAUACCUGGGCAGACUUCUACAAGAAUUUUGAUCCUGAUGCCCCUGAAACACGUAAACUGCCAUGGUAUCAUCCGGAAUUCAAUUAUGAUCGCCGACACAAAUGGGAUGAAAGGUGUAUGAGGAUGAAGCGAUGGGUUCAGAGUGGAACUAUCGAUAGCAAAUUACCUUUCUUUGAUAGCAUUAUUGCUGAAUGGGAACAAUAUAUAAAUCGCCCUGAGCGUUUUCGUGCACCAGACAAUGCAGAGCGUUGCUAUGGUGCUCCAAGGAUGGUUCAGCUUUACCGCUCUCUAAAUCGGCUGAUGGAUGUAGCUUUGACUAACCAAAUACGAAGCAUUGCAGAGAAGAAAUCAGGAAAAAGUACACAGGAACUAUCUGCGCUAUCGGUGCCAGAGGUUGAAAAAAUAUUGAGUGCAUUGGACCUCAAGUAUUUUGAAUUCAAAGUACCGGUGAUAAUUUAUCCUGAUGAAGCCAAACAAGGAAAACUAGGACUUGAUGGCGGUAUUGUCGUUGGUGAGCAGGCUUGA